AAAACAGGUGGUUUUAAUUAAUUAUCCUCCAGUGAGGAGUUCCUCAGAAACAUGUGGCCUGAUUCAAGUAAAUGUUAGGCUUAUGUAUUUUAGAAUAGCAUAAUCUAUUACAUAAUUUUAUGUAGGAGCAGUUUCUGAAAGGAAGAUGUAAAUGUGUGAAACGAAAUAUAUCGAAUCUUUAAAUUGGAUUGAGUGAUUCAUUCCAAGACGACCCUGAGACAUGAAUUUGAGAAAACGAACAGCUAAAAAUGGCUGGAAUGAAUUUUGGAGUCAGUUUUUACUUUUUAUAUACAACAUCUAAGGGCCUAUAUCAAUACAUGUAACAAAAGUAUCAAUCGCAAUAGUGCACCUUGGAGAUAUCUAGAUUUACUGAUGAUUUGUUCAUAAAAGACAAUCCUUUGACUAGAUUAUGAGCUGUUUGAUAAAAUUUAGAAUUUUAAAAACGAUUUAAAGCUUAACUGGACUUGAUAACUCUUUCAAAUAGGCUUUACAAAGGGUAUUUGAUGGAAGGCUAAAGAGACAUGAUUCUUGAGUUCAAAGAGUUAGAACAGUACAGCGUAUGGAGUCUAAAGAAAUUUUAUUUAUGAUCGUCAGUCAAAUCGAAGAAAAGUAGCAAAAAGUUCUUUCUCUUUGACUCCAACAGGUACCUGAAAUCUUUCAAACAUGGAAAAUAACCAAAGCGUACUGUAAAAAAUUAACCGUUCCUGUGAAAUGAAAGAAAAUAAUUUAGUAAAAGAAUCUGGGUUGGAAUCUAACAUGAUUAAAAAUAAACUGGACCAAACUGAGGAUUACCAGCAUGAAUCUGGGUCAAGUUGCAGCAGUGACGGAGGAAGUUUUUCAAGUUUUAGUACAGCUUACACUUCAAAUCUCAAUAAUUCCACUCGCUUGAGAGAUAUCUCAGGGAACGGAUAUCAGAAAAACAAGAGCUCAAAGAAUAAAAAGCCUGGUAAAUCGUUUACAAAGUUAGAUAGCAUUUACAAGGCCAUCAAUGAGCUAUAUGAAGAGGAAAUCGUUCCAACUGUUCAUGAGAUCAGGCGUAAGCUGAACAAAAACGAAGGAUCCUGCAUAAACGGCCAGAAACUGCUAAAACUAUGCUCUAAUGACCAGAAGUUCCAAAUCAUAAGGCUUCAAGGUCCAGGUCCUAACUCCAGGGACAUCCCAAACGAAUGGGCUAUUUUGAUCAGAAGCAGACCUUUUAAGCACUUCAACAAGGUUGUGGACCAGGAUCUUGUGAAAGUGGCCUCCGAUUACCUGACUUUCAUAUCAACGUACCAGUAUUACAUGUUGUCUGAGCAAAGUGAGAACAAACAACUCCACGAUAUGAAUUUCGAGUGCAGAAUCAUUGAUGCCUAUACCAAAUUAUUUGAACUCGACAUCUCAAUCGUCCCAGUUGAAGACAUAUUCAACGUUGGAGGCAGGUACGUGUUUGCCGAGCACUUGAAGAAGAACGGCCCAAAGGAGUUUAGGAAUUUAUCAUUGGGAACAAUCGUAAAAGUUGUUCAGAAAUUGAACGAAAUGGGCUUGUUGGUCUAUAGGGGAAAUUGCCUGGUCCCCGUAGUGACCUCUAAGUCAGCGGCAAACAAAUUCAACAACAACGCAACUAACAGAUUGGAUCAAGAACAACUUUCCAAGAUAAGAACAGAGGUGCUGAGCCUUUUUAACAUCGAAUCCAUAAUACCUCUUAGUUCUCUACCACUAGUGUACAAACGUGUCCACGGUGUUGACCUCAAGUAUCGCGACUUGGGCUACGAGAAAUUAUCAGAUUUUAUUAAAAACGAGGUUCCAACGUGUAGAAUAACAACCCAUUCCAACCAGUUUGUCGCAACCAUCUGUUCUGAUGAUGAAGAUGGUGUUAGUGUAAACAAUUCACCUGAUGAAACCCCAGAUGUCACCAAAUGCAGUUUUAACCAAUCUUACACAUCGCAAAAUUGCCUUUGUACUUCCUUUACCACUGUAUUAUAUCCUCUUAAAAUUACUCGCAUUUAAUAUUAUUUUUCACUUA
Theileria parva strain Muguga is the source of this 2002-nucleotide messenger RNA. RefSeq names its product OST-HTH Associated domain protein. The record is from RefSeq and is a predicted model, not a curated record. NCBI's taxonomy places the organism in Eukaryota, Apicomplexa, Aconoidasida, Piroplasmida, Theileriidae. The coding region runs from base 712 to 1986 and encodes 424 amino acids. The transcript has a single exon.